Molecule: messenger RNA, 2365 nt
Organism: Cannabis sativa
Lineage: Eukaryota; Viridiplantae; Streptophyta; Magnoliopsida; Rosales; Cannabaceae
Product: pentatricopeptide repeat-containing protein At1g08070, chloroplastic
Exons: 1
Coding region: 1-2217 (738 amino acids)
Biological process (GO): RNA modification
Molecular function (GO): zinc ion binding; protein binding; RNA binding
Source: RefSeq, a predicted model, not a curated record
AUGGCGUUCAUUUCAUCAUCAUCUUCCUUCCCCAUUUCACCUGCCACCUUCCAUGCCCAACCUUACUCUGAUCCUCCAUACAAGCUUCUGCAAAAGCAUUCAUCUCUGACCCUCCUCUCUCGAUGCAACAACAUCCACACUCUCAAACAAGUUCACGCCCACAUCAUCAAGACUGGUCUCCACAAUACCCAUUUCGCCCUGAGCAAGCUCAUUGAGUUUUGCGCAGUUUCUCCCUCUGGAGAUCUCUCUUAUGCUAUCUCUAUACUCGAAACUAUUCAAGACCCCAACCAGUUCAUGUGGAACACCAUCAUUCGUGGCCUUUCAUUGAGCUCUGACCCUGCUCUGGCAAUCGUUUUCUACAAUCGAAUGAUUCUUUCUGGAAUUGAGCCGAAUUCUUAUACUUUCCCGAUUCUUUUGAAGACUUGUGCGAAAAUGGCGGUUACCCAUGUAGGGAAACAACUCCACGGACAAAUUUUGAAGCUUGGGCUUGGUUCUGAUGUUUUUGUGAACUCUUCUCUUAUCAAUAUGUAUGCUCAAUGUAGUGAGUUAGAUAAUGCACGUUUAGUGUUUGAUAAAAGUGUCGUUCGAAAUGAGGUUUCAUUUACGGCCUUAAUAACUGGUUAUGCUUCAAGAGGUCGCAUGGCGGAGGCUCGAUGCCUUUUUGACAAAAUACCCAUUAGAGAUGCGGUGUCUUGGAAUGCUAUGAUUUCGGGUUAUGGUCAUAGUGGCCGGUUUGGAGAAGCCUUGUUAUUUUUUAAGGAGAUGCUGAAAGCAAAUGUGAAGCCAAAUGAGAGUACUAUUGUCACUGUGCUUUCUUCUUGUGCUCAGUCAGGGUCUCUUGAAUUAGGGAAUUGGGUUCGGUCUUGGGUUGAGGACCAUGACCUUGGUUCAAAUCUUCGGGUUGUUAAUGCACUAAUUGAUAUGUACUCAAAGUGUGGGAAUCUAGAUAAGGCUAGAGAUUUAUUCAAUGGUCUAAAUCAAAAGAAUGUUGUAUCAUGGAAUGCCAUGAUAGGUGGAUAUACUCAGAUGAGCAACUAUAAAGAAGCACUGUCUCUCUUUCGUGUCAUGCUUAGAUCAGAUAUAGAGCCUAACGAUGUCACAUUAUUAUGCGUUCUUCCUGCAUGUGCACACUUGGGUGCACUUGACCUUGGUAAAUGGAUUCAUUCUUAUAUAGACAAAAACUUCUUGACUUAUACAAAUAAAUCCCUUUGUACAAGCCUCAUUGACAUGUAUGCCAAAUGUGGAAAUAUUAAGGCAGCACAACAAGUCUUUGAUGGUAUGGAAGUUAGAAGCCUGGCUUCUUGGAAUGCAAUGAUAUCUGGGUUAGCAAUACACGGUCAUGCAAGUAUGGCGUUUGAGCUUUUUUCGAAAAUGGUGGACUUGGGAUUCAUGCCGGAUGAUAUAACAUUUGUUGGUGUUUUAUCUGCUUGCAACCAUGCUGGUCUUGUAGACCUUGGACGUCACUAUUUCAGUUCAAUGAUUCAAGAUUACAACAUUUCACCUAAACUGCAACACUAUGGAAUUAUGAUAGAUCUUCUUGGCCAAGCCAAGUUGUUUGAUGAAGCUGAGUCUCUGAUAAAAAAUAUGGAGAUGAAGCCGGAUGGUGCUAUUUGGGGUUCUCUACUUGGAGCUUGCAAAGUCCAUAAUCGCGUAGAAUUGGGCGAAUAUGUUGCCCAACACCUCUUUGAAUUAGAACCUGAAAAUCCUGGCGCUUAUGUGCUGUUAUCGAACAUAUAUGCAGCAGCUGGUAGGUGGGAUGAUGUAGCAAAGAUAAGGACUAGACUACAUGAUAAAGGGUUGAAGAAAGUUCCAGGUUGUACCUCAAUUGAGGUGGACAAUGUUGUUCAUGAGUUCCUUGUAGGGGACAAAGUACAUCCUUUAAGCAAAGAUAUUUAUAAAAUGUUGAAUGAAGUAGAUAGGCUUUUGGACAUGUCUGGCUUUAAGCCAGAUACAUCUGAGGUUCUCUCUGAUAUGGAUGAUGAUUUGAAAGAAGGAGCUUUGAGCCAUCACAGUGAAAAGUUGGCCAUCGCUUUUGGUUUAAUUAGUACAAAACCAGGGACAACUAUUAGAAUUGUUAAGAAUCUUCGUGUAUGUGGAAAUUGUCAUUCUGCUACAAAGCUAAUAUCCAAGAUCUUCAAGAGGGAAAUUAUAGCCAGAGAUCGAAAUCGUUUCCACCACUUUAAAGAUGGUUCUUGCUCAUGUAACGACUAUUGGUGAAACCGAAAACUUUGAAAAGGGUAAUAUUUGGAUAUGUAAGCACACACACACUAAUACGAAUGUAUAUAAUGUUCUAAAGCUGUUUCUUCAUAGAAAUAUAAAUUGAAAACAUAAAUAUAUAAAUGUAUGCAUCUUCAUUGCUGGUACA